This is a messenger RNA of Cotesia congregata, 1926 nucleotides long. Lineage: Eukaryota; Metazoa; Arthropoda; Insecta; Hymenoptera; Braconidae. The record is from the annotation of a GenBank genome assembly.
AUGACUGAUAUAAAGCCAGUAGAUCCACCACAUUGGAUUCGCCCUGAGGAAGUGCAGUUUAAAUUAUUAAAACAGCGGAAAAACGCUCUCCAAGCCCGGAUGAACAGUAAUAAAGUCAACACCAACAAGUCAUUGCUAAACAUAUCAAUCGAAAAGUCACCUUCUAAAUUAGAUAGCUCACAACAACAGAAACGGAAAAACCCCUUUGCAAAAAAUAACUUACACAAGCGGUCUCGUGAAGAAGUCAAACCAGAGUUGGAUGUCAGCUGUGAUUCCAUCCUAUUUGCGCUGAUAAAUCCUAAACCUCCAGAGCCUAAAAAUGUUUUUAUACCUAACGAGGACUCCAGCUCGAAUAUGUCUUUCUCCAGCGUUUUUAACAAACUGGAACUUGAUGAACAGCGAUUCCCUGAACCGGAAUUACCUAAAGGUGAACCCUAUGUCCCAAUAGACUGGACGUUGAACACAAAAAUGCGUUUCAUGUCUCCGAAGCCAUUCGCUUGGAAUGGAAAACUAAAGACGAGUGAGCAGGCAUCUGGAACAACCGGAUUCGUUAGAUGUUUAGACACUGGAGAUCAAGAAUCUACUCUAGACACCAGCCCCAACGCACGGUUUCAUCAAUGCUGUCUAGUUUGGCAACAUCCUUCACUACCCUGGCUAGAGCUUUAUCCCCGCUCGGCAGGCAAAGUAAGCGCAUCCUUGGCCAGUAAUUCAGCGGUAUCAAACAAUCAAUUCAUCAAAGACGCGCUUUUUUCCGAGUGGAGUGAAAGCUUCCGAUCGCUGUUUCAUCUGCUACGUGCAGGACAGUGUCCAUAUUUCUAUGUCUGCGCCAACACAUUCACGGUAUUGUUUCGCGCUGCAGGAAUUUGCGGUAUCUCAGAGGUGCAUGCACUAUUGACACCCACAACUCGUGGAUUCAGACAGUCACUCAAGCAGCAAGAUAUUGAGUACACAAUGCCUCUGCGUACGACAGGAAAAAGACGUUCUGACCUAACUGAUUCCGGGUAUGACACUCUCGACUCAACAACUUCUAAUGGAGAGGAUGUUAAUGAUGAGGACAAUGAUGAUGAUGAUGAUGACGGUAGAGAUAAUAUACUGGAGAGUUUGGGGAUUGAGGCUUCAGAAAUCAAAAGAAUUAAUAAAUGUCAAAAGAGAAUUACUAUGGAGAAGGAAAGCGAAGUUGACGCUUCUAAACACUCGCUUAUUUUCGUCAAAGGCGUUGAAGCACAAGCGCUGUUUAAUUUUUUGAUUAAUUGUAAAUCUGCUGUAGCUAUUACCGGUGCUCUGGCUGGAGUACCACCUACACUGUUAGCUCCUGUGGCUUUUCAUGGCGCGACGCUCAAGCCGUUAAAGGUCAGAGAAAGUGUUGUAAGAAUUGAAAAUGAUAAAUUUCAUUCUUUGGAAAUAAAUGGACCAAUUUUACCACACGUAUUACCAUCACUUUGCUUUCUUAUGAAAUCAAGUCAGCUAGAAAAAUUUUCUGUUAGUUGUGCUCAAUUAAAUUCUACUAAAUCAUUUACUGAUGCAAAACAUGGAUCAGUAACCAAAAAAAUAAUUCGGAACACUCAGAUCAGGACUGAGCGGUUGCUGAAAAAAGUUUCACUUAAAUCUUCAAUAGAAGAGAAAGAAAAUGAAAAGAACCCACCAAGUGUAUUCGGUAAAGAAAAUUUGAGUGAUUGUGGCCUGACUGGAGAAUUAUUGUCGCACUUCUGCAACUCGGAUCCUUCACGUAUUAAAGUGACGGACAAGACCGCGUACGCGGUAGCGACAAUUUCGACGAACUACCCUGAUAGCCAAACCGGUCGCAACUUUCCGUCGAUUUGCUGCCGCAACUUGUCACCAAGUUGGCGGCAAGUCUUGGAAAUGAACUCGGUUGUUCACCAAGUUGUCGACAAAAAUUGUUUUCGAAACUCUUUCGCACCAAGUUGA